CCACCCGGGUUUCGAGGUGUUCCAGGCGGCUUGAACUCGGGUCGCUCAGCGCGCCUGGCUUGGCAGGCGAGCGAGCGAGCGAGCGAAAGAACCGGAGCAUCUAGAAGAAUCCGACAAGUGUGAUUUGUAGUCUGCGUAGUCCGGUAAGCGAAGAUGUUUUUUGUCGAAGCUACCCUCAACCGGACCUCUUUAAAGCCCAAGACUGGGACACAUUAGAGCCGAGACUAUGCCCGGAGCCGGUGGAGCGACUGCGGGGAAAAGUUUACCACAAGGCGGGCUGCGGUUAACCCAUCGACGCUAAUAUGGGUUGAUGUCUUUGGCUGCUUAAUGAAGCGUACCAGCUUUGUCGUUUAUUCCAGUGCCGCUGGAACAACUCGUUUGACUAAAAGUGUCAUUGGCAGCAGUUGGGAAGCAUCAAAACACUCAUACACAGCGGAUCGUAGCGGCUGCGACGUCCUCAGCAUCCCGGUACCCAUGCGGCGCGGCGGCUCAGAGUCCAACUUGGACGCGGUGGACGGCGCGGGUCGCGGCGGCGUGGGUCUGGAUUUCAACAAGGGGGCCCUGGGCAUCGACAGCCUGCAGCAGAAGAUACUUAAGGUGACGGAGCAGAUCAAGGUUGAGCAGACGGCGCGGGACCAAAACGUGGCCGAGUACCUGAAGCUUGUUAACAAUGCUGACAAGCAGCAGGUGGUGCGCAUCCGUCAGGUGUUCGAGAAGAAGAACCAGAAGUCGGUGCACUCUAUAGCCAGGCUGCAGAGGAAGCUGGAGCAGUACCACCGCCGCGCCAAGGAAAGCGAGUCCAACGGCAAGCACGGCCACAAAGACGGCACCCGGGACUCGGGGGGACACAGCAAGGAGGGCAGCCUGCGCGACGUCAGCGCCACGGGCCGCCACCCCGCGCUUGAUAAAGUCAAGACCAUCGGGCCGGGCGUGUCGCUUUCGCCUCCCUUCUUCUUCAACAAGUCGCGCGGCUUCGCCAACCUCAUCCGGAACAAAUACGGCAGCGCCGACAACAUCGCGCACCUCAAAAGCAUGGACGCCGGCUCGGGGCUGCACGCCGAGGGGGGCGGCCGGGGCCUGAGCGGGAGCGCCACCGCCGUGGCCAAGGCCGGCAAGUACCACAGCGAUGACGAAUGCUCCACCGGGACUUCGGCCUCCGCCGACUCCAACGGCAACCCGGCGGGCGGCUCGGCGGCCGGAUCCGGUGCCGCCGCCCGCCCCGACGGCCGCCUGUCGGAGGUCCUGGAGACGGUCCGCGACAUCCGGGAAGCGCAGACUCAGCUGGGGGACGACAUCGAGGCGCUCAACGCGCAGUUUAAACGCGACUAUGGAUACUUCACGCAAGUGUUGCAGGAGGAGCGCUACAGGUACGAGCGACUGGAGGACCAGCUCAACGACCUGACGGAGCUCCAUCAGCACGAGACCGGCAAUUUGAAGCAGGAGCUGGCUAGCAUCGAGGAGAAGGUGGCGUAUCAGGCCUACGAGAGGGCCAGGGACAUCCAGGAGGUGCUCGAAUCGUGCCAGACGCGGGUGUCCAAAUUGGAGCUGCAGCAGCAACAGCAGCAAACGGUGCAGCUGGAGAACGCCGAUGCCAAGGUGCUGCUGGGCAAGUGCAUCAACAUCAUGCUGGCCUUCGCCACCGUCAUCCUGGUGUGCGUGUCCACAGCGGCCAAGUUCGCCGCCCCGCUCCUGCGCAGCCGCCUGCACUUGGCGCUCACCUGUGUGGGCGUGUCCCUCCUGGCGCUGCUGUGGAAGAACUGGGAGCACUUGCAGUGCGCGCUGGAACGACUGCUGUUGCCGCACUGACGAAAAAAGCGUAGACGCGGGACGAGGUGUUUACAGAUAGCCUUCUCUGCCUGCGGUCAUUCCUGGGGACAAAAUGAAAUCCCACUAAAGCUGCUGACGGCGGAGAAGCUAAAGACUGAACUGGUCACAAAGCUGCCUUCGGGGCGGGUCGCAAAAAAGUCAACUCUACAUGCCACUACCUGACAAAUGGAGGCAUAAUUGUCUGCUUCAAAUUUACAUACCACUAAAGAAAAACAUGUCCAAAAAGUAUAUGCAUUGAAGAUUUGAGACGACAAUAUAUUAGCUGCCUACUGCCUUUUCCAUUGUUUUCCACGUUAGGCUAAGCAAAAAUUUUACCUCACUGGCAUAGGCAAAGGACACACACACACAAUACAGUACAGUACUUGGAAAGUUUCACUGGUUUGAUGUGUGUGUUGUAUUUUUCUGUGCUUUUCUUGUCUGUUUGGUGUGAAAAUACUUGUUGACAUUUUGGGUUUACUUUGUGUAACGCUCUUUGCAUGUCAUCAGGUAACUUCUAAAUUAUGAUGUGAUGCAUUUACCAGCUUUGUAAUCCAUGAAAUUGUGGUGCAACAGACGAGCUUUUCAAUGUUUACUUUUCUCAUCUGCUAACAUGUUUAAUUGUGGGGAAAUAGCAUUUUCCAGGCAAAAUGGAUUGGACCUCCUCGCCGUUAAAAAGUGUUUUCAAGAUCAAUUUCCUUUACUAACUACCGAAACACAUACUCUGUGAUAUGGCUUGACAGUGAAAGAGCUACUAGGUCCCAUAUGGUCCACAGUUUCCUUUUCACUCAAGUGCGUGUACUGUUGUGUGCAAUGUUUCACGUUAAUUGUCGGUAAAUCGAGAUUUAAAAAAAAAAAAAAAAACGACAUUGUGAUGAACUGCCUUUUGACAUUUUGUGUUGCAUUCAUAAGCAGAUGGAACAACAACACUGACAGUUCAAAGUGUUUCCGACUGCAACACAAUUUUUGCUACAUUCCUUCCUGCUUGUUUUUCUUUUCUUUUUCUUUUUUUAUUUUAUUGCACUCUUAACCUGAGUAAUCCACAAUAGAGUGACUCAGAAGAACAUGACGUUGGUUAAAUGGUGAUGCUUCACCCUACCCAAGUGGCCUUCACUACUUAAAAUUGGAGUGGAAACAUCCUGUGGUGUUCAGUGUGACCCGAAUGCAGCAUCAACCUUUGAAUGAUGGAUGGAAAAUUAACUGAAGAGCUUGAACCAGAUAUCACUGUGAAGAUGGCGCCUUGUUUUCCCUUAUAACCCACUGCCCCCCCAAAAAUAAUAUGAUGUAUUUUCUGGUGUCAUUUCUUUAUUUUUUUCCCCUAAAUUUUCACAAAAAGCUGGCAUUUUUAAAUGUGUCUCUGUUGAUAAUCCAGAGCAUGUAUUUUCUAAAAAAAUAAAAUAAAAGUAAUUGAUGUACAUGAUUGUAUUAAAUGCACUGCAAAGCAUUAUCAGGAAGUGAAAUAAAAAGAU
Corythoichthys intestinalis (scribbled pipefish) is the source of this 3272-nucleotide messenger RNA. RefSeq names its product transmembrane and coiled-coil domain protein 3-like. The transcript is spliced from 7 exons. NCBI's taxonomy places the organism in Eukaryota, Metazoa, Chordata, Actinopteri, Syngnathiformes, Syngnathidae. The record is from RefSeq and is a predicted model, not a curated record. Gene Ontology annotation, cellular component: endomembrane system. The coding region runs from base 328 to 1806 and encodes 492 amino acids.